UGAUAAAUAAAAUAGAGAAAAUACUAGACAAUACUAUUAUUUCUAGUAAUGAAUUAAUUAUAUAAAUAUGACUGCAAAAUUUUAAAUUAUUUAUUACAGAGUCAGUGCUUCUAAUUAACUUAUUAAUAAAAAGUUAUAUUAUUAAAUUUAAAUAAAAGAUGGAGGAAGAGCAAUUAGAAGAGCAACAAGUAACGAUUCGCUGCAUGGAUGAUGUAGAGCUACAAGUAAAUAAAAAAGCUUUAGAUUUCUAUCCAACUUUAUCUGCUUCUCGAGCUCGAUUUUAUGCUGAUGGUGAUGAUAAACCAAUCGAUUUACAAGAUGUUGAUCCAGAAAUAUUUAAUGAAAUCAUUACUUGGAUGAACAGACAUCAGAAUGAUAAAGGCCGAGUUUCACUUGACAAUUUGGAGGCAGUUCAAAAAACGACGUUUACCUCUGCAGAUAAAACUCAUUUAGAAAGCCUCCAUCCUAUGGUUUUCAUCCAAAUUAUGAUUUUAGCUGAUAGAUACAAUCUUCUAGAUAUACUAGAAUAUUCAGCUCAAAUAGCAGGAGGUAUUUUUGUAAACGUGGGAGUACAAGGAUUGAGAGAUAUAUUUUUUGAAGGUGAAAGUGGUUUUACUGAAGAAGAAGAAAAUAAAUUACGUGAAGAAAAUCAAUGGAUCGAGGAACUGUGAAUUUUAUUAAUCAACUAAAAUUAAUUUAUUGUAAAAAAUUUUAAUUAAUUUAAAAAGAUCUAUUGAAGAAAAAAAAAUGUCUAACAAAUUUGAUUAAUAAAU
Molecule: messenger RNA, 773 nt
Organism: Microplitis mediator
Lineage: Eukaryota; Metazoa; Arthropoda; Insecta; Hymenoptera; Braconidae
Exons: 3
Coding region: 159-671 (170 amino acids)
Source: RefSeq, a predicted model, not a curated record